This is a messenger RNA of Serpula lacrymans var. lacrymans S7.9, 1969 nucleotides long. RefSeq lists its product as uncharacterized. Gene Ontology annotation, biological process: defense response; superoxide anion generation. The transcript has 8 exons. Gene Ontology annotation, cellular component: plasma membrane; NADPH oxidase complex. Gene Ontology annotation, molecular function: superoxide-generating NAD(P)H oxidase activity. Lineage: Eukaryota; Fungi; Basidiomycota; Agaricomycetes; Boletales; Serpulaceae. Bases 82 to 1761 code for a protein of 559 amino acids. The record is from RefSeq and is a predicted model, not a curated record.
CAUUUUCCUUUUCUUCAACAUUCUUUUCUUUCUGGCUGGAUCCAGUUUGUUUCGUUUGCUGUCAUCUUCAUCUUGAACGCUAUGGGUGAAACUUGGUUUCAAAAAGAGUUCCUCGCUCCCAGGAGGCUUGCCUUCAAUGUCAUCUUCUACGGUCUUCAAGUGGGCUUCUUUUCGUUGGGUUGGUACCUACAGGCAACUGAUGCGAAGCUGUCCGCACUCAAUGCCUUAACGUGGUCGGUAUGGACUUCUCGAGGAGCCGGUCUUACACUCGCUUUCAAUGCUGGGUUACUCCUUCUUCCCAUGCUGCGUAAUGUCAUCCGUGUCGUUCGACCAAAGUUAGCCUGGCUUUUCCCUGCCGAUGAAAACAUUUGGUUCCACAGACAGGUGGCCUAUUCGCUAGCAUUUUGGUCCAUGGUUCAUACUUCGGCUCACUACGUCAACUUUUUUAACGUCGAGCGUACUCAGGUCCGCGUUGAAGAUGCUCUUGAUAUUCACUACAAGCAAGCUGGCGCAAUCACAGGCCACUUCAUGCUUCUCAUCAUGGUCCUGAUAUACACCACCGCGCAUCACAAAAUUCGUAACCAGUGCUUUGAAGCGUUCUGGUACACCCAUCAUCUGGCCUUUUUCUUCUUCAUCGGUUUAUUCACACACGCUGACGGCUGUUUUGUCCGUGACUCUACCAACCCCGAUUAUAUCAGCAGCUUCCCAUUCUAUUCAACGGAACAUUGCCUUGGAUACGAAAGUUGGCGAUUCACAAUAUGGCCGUUCAUCUUGUAUUUCGGGGAACGGGUAUACAGGGAGUACCGGGCUAGACGAUCGACUAAACUGUCUAAGGUCCUUGUUCACCCGAGUGGUGCGAUGGAGCUUCGAAUUGUCAAGCCCAGUUUCAAAUACACUCCUGGUCAAUGGUUGUUUAUCCAAGUCCCCGAGAUAUCCCGUUGGCAAUGGCACCCUUUCACCAUCACUUCUGCUCCUGAAGACCCUUACGUUUCGGUUCAUAUCCGUCAGGUUGGCGACUGGACUCACGCUCUGGGUGAACGUGUUGGAUGUGGCCCUUCUGCCGUUGCUGCCAUGACGAAAGCCGCUAUGAAAGGAUACGAAAAAGAAGAUGACGCCUACGGUACUCGUGGUGAAUUCGUGGAACUGGACCCUGGGAAUCUGUCUCUCACACUACCCUCGGUGAGAAUCGACGGUCCUUAUGGUGCCCCUGCGGAAGAUGUCUUCGAUAAUGAAGUUGCUGUCUUGGUGGGUGCUGGUAUUGGUGUCACUCCCUUCGCCUCUAUUCUCAAGCACAUAUGGUACCGCCAGAAGAGAGGCAAUAUGGGCGCUUUACGUCGUGUCGAAUUUUUCUGGGUAUGCCGUGAUGCCCCAUCCUUCGGAUGGUUCCAAACUCUGUUGCAAGAAGUUGAAGCUGCUCAAGUUGACCCCAACUUCCUUCGCAUCAACAUCUACCUGACGCAGAAGAUCGGUGAAGACAUGCUAUGGAACAUUGCUGUUAACGAUGCUGGUGCCGAAUACGAUCCUCUCACGCUCCUUCGUACUCGUACUAUGUUCGGCCGACCUGACUGGAAGAGCAUCUACGGUAGAAUUGCCCAGGCUAUUCAGACCGGCAGAUACAUCCACGGUAGUAAUGCUCAGCUGAAGACCAAAGUCGGGACUUAUUUCUGUGGACCCGGUGUCCUCGCCAAGGCUAUCAAAGAGGCAACUCUUGAACACACUUCUGCCAAUGUCGAGUUCACAUUUGCCAAGGAACAUUUCUAGUUGUUGCGGAAGUGAAAGUAUAUUGGGGGUAUUUACCUGGAGGGAAGCGCUGGAUGUUAGGUCGCGUGCUUUGAUAGCGCCGCUUCAUUGUAAGAGUAGAAUAUCGACUGUGUGUCUCGCUACCGUGUAGGAUGAAACCGUUGUCCUGUUUGUUAGAGUAGAGAUCCUUGCAUGAUGCUAAUAUAGAAGCUGGGCUUUGCAGCAGAGU